AUGCAGGAGGCAUGUCGCAAAGAUGUUGAAAGGGCAUUUGGCGUACUCCAAGCACGCUGGGCAAUUGUGAGAGGACCGGUCCGAUUCUGGAAUGAGGAGGAUCUAGGCUGCAUCAUGAAAACAUGUGUCAUUUUGCAUAACAUGAUAAUUGAAGACCAACGUGAUCACGAUGCUAGUGAUGAAAUUACUGAACUUCUUUCUUCCAACCCAAUUCAAGUAUCAAGAGAUAUCACUCCUGCAUUGGUUGAUUUCUUUAAAAAUAACCGCAGGAUUCGAUCAAAUGAGGCACAUCAUUCGCUCCGCAAUGAUCUUAUUGAACACCUAUGGGCCCGUAAUGGAGAUGAAGAAUGA
This is a messenger RNA of Rhododendron vialii, 351 nucleotides long. RefSeq lists its product as uncharacterized. Lineage: Eukaryota; Viridiplantae; Streptophyta; Magnoliopsida; Ericales; Ericaceae. The transcript has a single exon. The record is from RefSeq and is a predicted model, not a curated record. Bases 1 to 351 code for a protein of 116 amino acids.